UUGCUGUCGGUUUUCAUGGCUAGGGUUAUCGGCUCAACUCUUUUAGGGUUCGGCGUUAUCAGAACCCCCUUGUCUCCAUGUUCCAGGUUUUCAUCUUGCUAUUCCCGAUCGCUUCAUCAUUGCCAAUGGCGCCGGCUCUACUCGUCGGGCUCCAGGGUGAGCAUGAGCGUCAAGGCUGGCAUCGUCGGCCUCCCCAACGUCGGAAAAUCCACACUUUUCAAUGCUGUUGUUGAGAAUGGGAAAGCUCAGGCUGCAAAUUUUCCUUUCUGCACCAUUGAGCCCAAUGUUGGAAUUGUUGCUGUACCAGAUCCACGGUUGAGCAUUCUAUCUCAGCUGAGCAAGUCCCACCGAGUUGUACCGGCCUCUAUAGAAUUUGUUGAUAUUGCUGGUCUAGUAAAAGGAGCCAGUCAAGGAGAGGGAUUAGGUAAUAAAUUUCUUUCCCACAUUCGUGAAGUGGAUUCCAUACUGCAGGUUGUGCGUUGCUUUGAGGAUAAUGACAUUGUUCACGUCAAUGGAAAAAUUGACCCAAAGUCGGAUAUAGAUGUCAUAAACCUAGAGCUGAUUUUCUCAGAUCUUGAUCAGAUAGAUAAAAGAUUGGAAAAAGUCAGGAAAGGCAAGGCAAAGGAUGCACAGUCUAAACUGAAGGAAGAAACGGAGAGAUCAGCUUUGGAAAAAAUUCAAAAGCUUCUCAUGGAUGGAAAACCUGCAAGAUCCGUUCCUUUAACAGACUUCGAAAAAGAUUCUAUACGCCAUCUCUGUUUGCUCACUAUGAAGCCUAUCAUAUAUGUUGCUAAUGUGGCUGAAACAGAUCUCUCUGAACCAAGCAGCAAUCCACACGUUAGAGAAGUACUGAGACUUGCAUCUGAGUUGCAAUCUGGCCUCGUAUCAAUUUCAGCACAGGUUGAAUCUGAGCUCACUGAACUUCCACUAGAAGAGAGAAUAGAGUAUCUGAAGUCCCUUGGUGUGAGUGAAAGUGGACUAGGAAAUCUUAUAAGAGAGACGUAUGACCUAUUGGGACUCCGAACUUACUUCACAUCAGGAGAAAAGGAAACAAAAGCUUGGACAAUACUUGCCGGUAUGACAGCACCUCAAGCUGCUGGAGUAAUACAUUCAGAUUUUGAGAAAGGAUUCAUUCGUGCAGAGACAGUAUCCUAUGAUGAUUUUGUUGCAGCUGGUUCGUUGGCUGCUGCGAGGGAGAAAGGCCUUUUGAGAUCAGAAGGCAAGGAAUACGUUGUACAAGAAGGAGAUGUCAUGCUUUUUCGAUUUAAUGUCUGAUUUAUACCAACAAAAAAGCAACGCCACUGAGACAAGGAUCGGCUCUUUUGUAUCUUUCAUUCAUGAGCUGUCACCACCAAUUGCCUCAACCAAACAACAAGAAUAAUUUAGCCCUACAACAUUUUGUUGGUCAUCCUUCCAGGUUGUUUUCAGUCUUAAUCUCCUCCUCUCCUUCAAGCUUAAGAUACUUACAGUGAAAAUAAUCACGGUUUUAAACCAAUUUUGUUGUGAUAAAGUAUUUUUGAAUGCUUCGUUGUUCUUCAACCACAUUUUUUAAUCUAUCUACCCCUUCUCCCUUAUUUUAAAGGGAAGAGGGAAAAAACUCUGAUUGCUUCAAAGCCAAUCAAGCCCUCAUCAGAGGGGUAAUUCUUCGGUGGUUAGCUUUGACAUGGACUUGCCAAUGAACAAGACAAAAUCUUUCAUUUCCUUGUCAUAAAUAUGAAAGAUUCCUCUUAUCUCACCAGUAUUUGUUUAAAUAUUCAUUUUACUUUUUGUUUCAGUAGGCUAUUUCUCCUAUUGCAUUUCAAAUAUCGAAGUUCAAAAUAACUGAAGAUGUGCUUCUUGUAUUAGGGCAAAGCUUCUUAUAUAGGCCUGCCAUGCUAUCUAUAAACCCAUAUAAGAUUAGGUUAAUGGUGUUUAGAGUUGCAAACAAACCGAGCCGAAUUGAGUAUGUGCUUGUUCAUGUUUGAAUUCAUUUAUUAUCAACUUGUUCAAGUGCUGUUCUA
This is a messenger RNA of Dendrobium catenatum, 2000 nucleotides long. RefSeq names its product ribosome-binding ATPase YchF. The transcript is spliced from 11 exons. Gene Ontology annotation, cellular component: cytoplasm. Lineage: Eukaryota; Viridiplantae; Streptophyta; Magnoliopsida; Asparagales; Orchidaceae. Gene Ontology annotation, molecular function: GTP binding; ATP binding; ATP hydrolysis activity. Bases 16 to 1275 code for a protein of 419 amino acids. The record is from RefSeq and is a predicted model, not a curated record.